Hibiscus syriacus is the source of this 2269-nucleotide messenger RNA. RefSeq names its product regulatory-associated protein of TOR 1-like. Gene Ontology annotation, cellular component: TORC1 complex; cytoplasm. NCBI's taxonomy places the organism in Eukaryota, Viridiplantae, Streptophyta, Magnoliopsida, Malvales, Malvaceae. The record is from RefSeq and is a predicted model, not a curated record. Bases 78 to 2249 code for a protein of 723 amino acids. Gene Ontology annotation, biological process: cellular response to amino acid stimulus; regulation of autophagy; TOR signaling. Gene Ontology annotation, molecular function: protein-macromolecule adaptor activity. The transcript has 15 exons.
GAUUCUAUUUUUUUGUUUUUAAUUAAAUUUUCAUCCGAGGGCUUUGUUUGCUUCUUUUUUUCAUUUGGGGGAUUUGGAUGGCAUUGGGCGAUCUGAUGACGUCACGGUUUUCGCAAUUGUCUUUGGCGGUAUCUAAUCAUGUCACGGACGGCAGCGGUGGCGACUACCAUGAGGAUGCUUCUUCUGCUGACCUGGCCUCUCAAAGGAGGGAUUUUGAUACCGCAUCCACCAGCAGUUACGCCAAUGCCGCUGCCUCCUCCGCCACAGUGCCUACAAGCAUGGCUUAUUUGCCUCAAACUGUGGUCUUAUGCGAGCUUCGACAUGCUGCCUUUGAAGCUUCUACUCCUACUGGACCCUCUGAUAGCGGCCUUGUCUCCAAAUGGCGUCCCAAGGAUCGAAUGAAGACAGGAUGUGUAGCUCUAGUUUUAUGUUUAAAUAUUAGUGUUGAUCCACCUGAUGUAAUAAAGAUAUCUCCUUGUGCAAGAAUGGAGUGCUGGAUUGAUCCUUUUUCUAUGGCACCACAAAAAGCUCUUGAAUCCAUUGGGAAAAACCUAAGAGAUCAAUAUGAGAGGUGGCAGCCCAAGGCUCGCUGCAAGGUUGAACUUGAUCCUACAGUAGAUGAAGUGAAGAAACUUUGUAAUACAUGUCGUAGAUAUGCCAAGUCAGAACGGGUUCUAUUUCAUUAUAAUGGACAUGGUGUUCCAAAGCCAACUGCAAAUGGUGAAAUCUGGCUUUUCAAUAAGAGCUACACACAAUAUAUUCCCUUGCCCAUCAGUGACCUUGAUUCAUGGUUAAGAACACCUUCUAUUUAUGUUUUCGAUUGCUCUGCAGCUGGAAUGAUUGUUAAUUCCUUCAUUGAGCUUCUUGACUCUGACACUUCUAACUACUCUGGAUCUGCACGAGAUUGCAUUCUGCUGGCUGCAUGUGAAGCACAUGAGACACUUCCACAAAGUGCUGAAUUUCCUGCUGAUGUGUUUACUUCUUGUCUUACUACACCUAUCAAAAUGGCAUUGAGAUGGUUUUGCACACGUUCAUUGCUUCAUGAGUCUCUUGAUUGUUCGCUUAUAGAUAAAAUUCCUGGCCGCCAAAAUGACCGUAAAACCCUUCUAGGGGAGUUGAAUUGGAUUUUUACAGCAGUGACUGACACAAUUGCUUGGAAUGUCCUCCCUCAUGAGCUUUUCCGAAGAUUGUUUAGACAGGAUUUACUAGUUGCUAGUUUGUUCAGAAACUUUUUGUUGGCUGAGAGGAUUAUGCGCUCUGCAAAUUGUUCUCCAGUUUCUUACCCAAUGUUGCCACCAACUCAUCAGCACCAUAUGUGGGCUGCAUGGGACAUGGCUGCCGAAAUUUGCCUUUCUCAGCUUCCCACGUUGGUUGAAGAUCCCAAUGCGGAGUUUCAGCCAAGUCCGUUUUUUACUGAGCAGCUGACGGCUUUUGAGGUAUGGCUUGACCAUGGAUCCGAGCAUAAAAAGCCACCGGAGCAAUUGCCGAUCGUUCUUCAGGUUUUACUUAGUCAAUGCCAUAGAUUCCGUGCACUGGUUCUUCUCGGAAGAUUCCUUGAUAUGGGACCAUGGGCUGUAGAUCUGGCACUUUCUGUUGGAAUAUUCCCUUACGUUCUGAAGCUGUUGCAAACAACCACACCAGAACUGCGUCAAAUCCUCGUGUUCAUAUGGACAAAAAUUUUGGCACUUGAUAAGUCAUGUCAGGUCGAUCUGGUAAAAGAUGGAGGUCAUGUUUAUUUCAUUAGGUUUCUUAAUAGUAUGGAAGCAUAUCCUGAACAGCGAGCAAUGGCUGCAUUUGUUCUAGCUGUCAUUGUGGAUGGGCAUAGACGGGGCCAGGAAGCCUGUAUUGAGGCAGGGUUAAUCCAUGUGUGCUUGAAGCACCUUCACAGUUCCAUGCAAAAUGAUGCACAAACUGAACCCUUGUUCCUUCAGUGGCUUUGUUUGUGUCUUGGAAAGCUGUGGGAGGAUUUUACUGAGGCCCAAAUAAUAGGUUUGCAGGCAGAUGCACCUUCAAUAUGUGCUCCUCUUCUUUCCGAGUCUCAGCCAGAGGUUAGGGCUUCUGCAGUUUUUGCAUUGGCUACCUUGCUUGAUGUUGGGUUUGACUCAUUUAGAGAUGGUGUCGGAGGGGAUGAAGAAUGUGAUGAUGAUGACAAGAGUAGAGCUGAGAUUGUUGUUAUUAUUAAAAGCCUCUUGAAUAUUGUUUCCGAUGGGAGCCCUCUUGUCCGAGCAGAAGUUGCCGUAGGUAUGUGAUAGUUAUCUCAUUCAUAUUU